CACGAAAUUAGAGUGGUGAUUAAAAAUACAACUAAAGUUGUUUCAAGUGAUUGUUUUCAUUUAUUUAAAUUUUAAAUUAAUCCAACUUAUCGUUGACGGAAAAUUUGGGAGAGAAUAUUCUCGAUGGGGAAAGGAGGAGGUUGUGUUCCGAGCAAGAAGAAGAAGCCGGCCACCACCGGCGAUGGUCCCGGAAUCGAUGAUGAUAACGACGCUACUAAUGCUCCGAUCCAAAUUGACGAUGAUCAAACCACCAUUGACGGCGAUCGAACAACGGCGACGAAUACUGGAGGAACAACAACACCAGCGAUUACUACUACGGCUGCUAAGAUCUCGUCACCGCUCAAGAUCUUCGUCGUGUUCUAUUCGAUGUACGGACAUGUGGAGAGCUUAGCGAAGAGGAUGAAAAAGGGAGUGGAUAGCGUCGAAGGAGUGGAGGCGACGUUGUACAGAGUUCCGGAGACGCUUUCGCAGGAGGUUGUUGAGCAGAUGAAGGCGCCGGUUAAGGAUUUGGAGAUUCCGGAGAUUACGGCGGCGGAAUUGACGGCGGCUGAUGGAUUUCUGUUUGGAUUUCCGACUAGGUAUGGUUGUAUGGCUGCGCAGAUGAAGGCGUUUUUUGAUUCGACGGGAUCAUUGUGGAAGGAGCAGAGUCUUGCUGGUAAGCCUGCUGGAUUCUUUGUGAGCACUGGCACUCAAGGAGGUGGCCAAGAGACCACUGCAUGGACAGCAAUCACACAGCUUGUGCACCAUGGGAUGCUAUUUGUACCAAUAGGCUACACAUUUGGAGCUGGAAUGUUCAAGAUGGACUCGAUACGUGGAGGCUCUCCUUAUGGAGCAGGUGUGUUCGCUGGUGAUGGGUCAAGAGAAGCAACAGAAACAGAAUUGGCUCUUGCUGAACAUCAAGGAAACUACAUGGCUGCAAUAGUCAAAAGACUUGCUCAACCUUAAAACAAAAACAAAAAUUGCUUCCUCUAUUUGUCUCUUUUCAUUCAAUUCCUCCUCCUGCUAAAUAAUCAUAAAAAAAAAAAUCUUCCUUUCUUUUCUCAAUUCCAUCGAAAUUUCUUUCUUUUCUUUAUGAGUGUUUUCAGUUUCGCCAUUAAUGGUUAGUGUGUACAUGUUUCUUUAUAUUAUUUGUCUCUUAUUUAUUCCUUGUUGUAAAAUAAAAACAAAAUUUCAUUACGUGUUCUUUCAUUGGAGUUGUUGAUUGGAUAUUUUAUCAAAAACUUAUAAUUUCACAAAUCGUUAAAGUGUAGGAAAAAAAAAUAA
Molecule: messenger RNA, 1263 nt
Organism: Arabidopsis thaliana (thale cress)
Lineage: Eukaryota; Viridiplantae; Streptophyta; Magnoliopsida; Brassicales; Brassicaceae
Product: Quinone reductase family protein
Exons: 2
Coding region: 124-945 (273 amino acids)
Cellular component (GO): plasma membrane
Molecular function (GO): NAD(P)H dehydrogenase (quinone) activity; FMN binding; NADH dehydrogenase (quinone) (non-electrogenic) activity
Source: RefSeq, marked reviewed